Messenger RNA from Uranotaenia lowii, 1614 nucleotides. RefSeq lists its product as uncharacterized. Gene Ontology annotation, molecular function: zinc ion binding; nucleic acid binding. The record is from RefSeq and is a predicted model, not a curated record. Lineage: Eukaryota; Metazoa; Arthropoda; Insecta; Diptera; Culicidae. The coding region runs from base 1 to 1614 and encodes 537 amino acids. The transcript has a single exon.
AUGCUGGAAGUCCGCUACGAAAACAAAAAGCUCAUUGUCAAGGCUCAUCUCGACGCUCUUUUCGCCCUCGAACCGCUAAAAAAGGAGAACUACAACGGUCUGAACUUUCUCAUCAGCGAGUUUGAGAAGAAUUUGAUGAUGUUGCAGAAAAUCGGCGAGCAUACGGAGUCUUGGAGUACAAUACUAGUCUACAUGUUGUGCGCUAGACUAGAUUCUGCAACAUUGCGCCAAUGGGAGACGCAUUACGGGUCUAAGGAGGUCCCAACGUACGAAGAGCUGCUACUGUUCUUGCAAGGACACUGCUCAGUUCUUCAAUCAAUCACCUCUGCAAGAAGUCCACCAUCCGAAGCACGUCAGACAAGAUCAACAGUUUGCCAUACAACCAUCCGAUCGGAUUCACGAUGCCCGUUCUGUACCGAAUCAUGGCACUCACCGUUUCACUGCCAGAGAUUCCUUCGAUUGAAGAUAUCAGAACGUGUUCAAGCCGCCAAUCGAAGUCGAGUCUGUCGAAAUUGUCUACAGCCUGGACAUUUUGCGACAAACUGCACUCGUAGCAAUUGUCGAUUAUGUCAACAGAAGCAUCACACUAUGUUGCAUGCUACGCGAUCCUCCGUUCCGAAUCCGUCGGAUCCGAGACUCAGUCAACAGUCAAUUGCACAACCCUCUAAUGAAGAAAGCACCCAUAUUUGUCCACAGCAAGCUUAUCAACAGCAAAGUCACACCAUGCCAAUAGUUACGGAAACACACACUCAAACUCAAAAUGCAACACACAAUUCACCAAAUACAAGCACACGAAACGAUUCGCCAACGCCAAGCACGAGCCAAAACUACGUCGCACUACCUGUUAAGUCUGCUUCGAAUAUUCUGCUCCCUACCGCUCUUGUAAAGAUUAAGGACCGUUACGGUACCGCUCAGAUUGCUAGAGCCUUGUUAGAUUCUUGUUCGCAACACUGCUUGAUGUCCCAAGAGUUUUCUAGAAAGCUGAAGUUGAAAGAAGCGCCUACAUAUUUGUCAGUUCAGGGUAUUGGGUCGUCUCAGUCGGUUUCGACGAAGUCCAUACAUGCUGAAGUCUGUCCACGUUCACCAAAAAUAUCUAAUUUCCAAGAAACUAUGCAAUUCUUCGUGUUACCUAACCUUACACUACAUCUACCUUCGACGUCGUUUGAUCCUCCGGUCAUGUCGCUUCCCGAUUCUGAAUCGUUAGCUGAUCCUUUCUUCCACGAGUCAAAGCCGAUUGAUGUCAUCAUUGGUGCCGAGUAUUACUUGGACUUGUUGAAGGAUGCACCAAGAAAGGUCACUAAGAAUGGUCCCACGCUCCAAAAUACAGUGUUUGGUUGGAUUGUGUCAGGUCGAAUGGUAGAAUCUCAUCACCACGUUUCCCACACUAUGAUCUGUUCUACAAGCAACUACAAAAAAGACUUAGACGAUUCCAGAAGCUGGAAACAUGUUGGACUACGAACACCAACUCCAUGGAAGAAUCGAUAUGCGAAAAGAUUUUCCAUGAGCCCACAGUCAGAAAUGAAUCAGAACGUUUGGUCAGAACCCUACCCAAGAAUGAAUCAGUUUCGUGUCAGAAAUUAUUUGUGUCAGCAACCCUUACCGAAGCCAACCUAG